ACUCUUAUGUUUGGAUAUUGAUGACUAUUCUGUCUUAUUAAUAUAAGAUAAUAUACGCUUUAUAAUUAUUGCGGCCACAUGAAAAAUGCUCCUCGAAAGAUGCAAAAGGUAGCCUGUAGUUCAUAGGUACUUACUUUGUCUUUCACAUAGAGGAUUUAAAUCAGAAAAAAACAUAAUUCCAACUUGAUGUCGCAUACUAUUCAUGUAUACUAAGUACACGUUUCUGCGAUUUACUUGAUCUCAUGGAAGAAUCGAGGCCGAAACGUAUUCGAACGAAAAAGGCAUGUCUUGUUUGCCAUAAAAAGAAGAGAAAAUGCAGUGGUACUUUUCCUUGUUUUUAUUGCGAAAGGUAUUGCUACGAGUGUCAAUAUGCUCAGGAUCUAGUGAAAAUUAAUACUCCCCAUCUAAAAGACAAUUGGCCCGAAAUAGAAAGUAAUCAUAAACAAUUGUUAGAGUCAAACAGUUAUAAACAAGAUGAUUACUCCCCGGCUCGUUCUGAUAACUCGAGUGAAGUAUGGAGUUCUCAUAACAAUGAAUUCGUCGACCAUGCAGUUCAAGAAAAGAAAAAACGAAGAAUGACUAAGAAAACAAAUGCCCUUUGUUUUCCUGCUAUUGUCAGUGAAAGGCUUGAAGCAUCUCCAAUUACUCGUUAUAAGCCAUUAGCUUGGAAUAUGGGUACUCGUGUCCGUCAAGAGCCGAAUGAAAACUCAAAAAUUCACACUUUCUUAUCUAAAGAUCAAUGCUUAUACUAUGUUUCUGUUUAUUUUGAAGACGUGAAUCCGAUUUUUGAAUUGUUGGAUCAGACUGCUUUCGAGGAACAGGUUCAUAAACAGUGGGCUGAAGAUAUGGCCGCUGAUUUUGGGGUUUUACUUUGCAGUGUAGUUGUCCUUGGAUCUUUCUUUUCACAUAAUAAUUCUCUGCAUAAUGAACUUCAGUUAUUGCAAUAUGCCGAAGGUUUGCUGAACAAGAGUGCCUUUUCUAUCAACAGUAUUCCAUCAAUCGGCCAAAUUGUUAGUUGGAUUUUACGAAGUGUCUAUUUACGAGCGGCUGCUCAUCCACAUAAUGUUUGGCUCGCAUCAUGUGUUUCUAUGCAAUGCAUUGAGAUUUUCUGCUUAUACCAUGAUUCCAAUGAAGAAGAAUCGAAUUUAUCUGAGUAUGAACAACAAAAGCACUCGUAUUUUUCUUCAAAGAUUAAAAUUUUUUCUAUUGCGUGGGCUUUCAACAGAAUUUUAGCAUCCGAAUAUGGGACAACACCUAUUAAAUUGUCCGAAUUAAAUAUCAAAGGAGUGCAUUUUUCAGAACAGUCUAAAUCUCAUCAACUCACUCGAUUAGCAAGCGUUUUACCAGAAAGUGACGAAUUGACGAAAGAACCUCAAAUGGCAUAUUUUGCGGCAAUCCAGAGAAUAUCACAACUUUCCAAACUUCAGCCAAUUCAAUUAACUCUUAUGAGAGCAACUGUUUGUUUUCACUUAUAUCGAAGCCUUUAUUUAACAAACUCUCACCCCGAUGAAACGAUUGUUGGUAUAAUAGUCAAAAUGACUGAUGAAGCACUAGACAAGUGUUUUACUUUGUGCGAAAAGAAACAAGCAUGGUGGAGUGUUUUAGAUAUCCCGUUUCAUGGUAUUUGUGUCAUGUUAUCAAUUGACACCAAGGAAAGUUUGCAGUUAAUCCCAAAGGCAUUCAAAGUGUUGAAUACUGCUGUGGAGAUAUUUAAUACUGCAGCUUCUAGAGAUGCCUUUCAGGUAGUCUCUGCAUUAUGUGAUGCAUUAAGAGACAGGAAAAUAAACGAAGCGAAAUUGUUAAAUUACAAAGAACCCUUAAAAAACCAAAACAAAACUGAAUUUGACAAUUUUAAUUUUGAGGGAUCUUCUGAAUUGGUUCUGGGAGAUCCUUUUUUUGAUUUAUUUAAUUUAGGUGAUACGGAUAUUUAUUCAUAAUACAUGCAUUAUUAUGCUGGCUAGAACGUUUAUUGUUCUAUAUACCCCCAAAAGUUUUGUCGAUUUGAAUACAAUCAUAUUGUUCAAUGAUUAUUGCAUUAUUUUAAGCAUCAAAACUAUUGUGAAAAGCAGCUUCGAUACAUCUUGUUAGCCUCAAUCAUUUCAUUGUAGAUUUCGCACAAAACAACUGAUUUCCUCUAUUGUCAUGCAGAUUUUAUUGCUAUUAGAAUAUUUACUAACUCAUGAAGAC
This is a messenger RNA of Schizosaccharomyces octosporus yFS286, 2187 nucleotides long. RefSeq names its product zinc finger protein. The coding region runs from base 243 to 1937 and encodes 564 amino acids. Gene Ontology annotation, biological process: response to xenobiotic stimulus; regulation of DNA-templated transcription. The transcript has a single exon. NCBI's taxonomy places the organism in Eukaryota, Fungi, Ascomycota, Schizosaccharomycetes, Schizosaccharomycetales, Schizosaccharomycetaceae. The record is from RefSeq and is a predicted model, not a curated record. Gene Ontology annotation, molecular function: DNA-binding transcription factor activity, RNA polymerase II-specific; zinc ion binding.